Molecule: messenger RNA, 924 nt
Organism: Lachancea sp. 'fantastica'
Lineage: Eukaryota; Fungi; Ascomycota; Saccharomycetes; Saccharomycetales; Saccharomycetaceae
Source: the annotation of a GenBank genome assembly
AUGGCGUUUCACACUAGGAGCUACCCCUUAGCAUACCCUGGGCAAUUGAUCUGCCCGACAUAUGAGUUAGGUGAAAAGAGCGAGAAAUCUCAAGAAAUUAUACGCUAUAUUCCUGGCGAUGGUGUUAUUGAAGAGAACUACGAAGUCAAUGGACAGGCGAUGAGAGCUCUGACAGCCACUGUUCUUGGGGAUGUGCGAUUCACAGAGCAGGAGUCUCAGGCAGUACCGACGGAGGGGAACGAAUCAAAAGACGUCACGGACGGUGGAGAACCGAAAAGUGAAAAAGAAGGAAGGGAAAAAGGAAAAGGAAAAGCAGAAGAAGAACAAGAAGAAGAUGAAGAGGUUUCCGAUGACUCGGAGCCCGAAAAGAGAUUCAUAGUAACUGUGACAGACGGAAAUCUAGCAGAAAAAAAUGUUACUGAGGAUUUCGCCAAUAAUUUGCCUCGUGAGGGCAGCAUUGUUUUGGCAAGAAUUACACGCAUUUCAUCGCAAAGGGCCAAUGUUGAAAUUCUGGCGCUCGAAAAUAAAAUCAUACCCGUGGACUCCGGCGUCGGCAGUAAUGGUGCUGGCGUGAGUGCUCCAGGAGGCGGUUCUGCUGCCGCCACUCUAUCAGUCUCUCAGGCAGCUUCGGAUUUGGGAGAAACCUUCAGGGGUAUUAUCAGCGCUCGGGAUGUCAGAGCGACCGACAGGGAUAGAGUAAAAAUCAUGGAAAGUUUUAGACCUGGUGAUAUAGUAAGAGCGCAAGUUAUAUCGUUAGGUGACGGCUCGAAUUACCAUUUAUCCACGGCAAGAAACGACCUUGGUGUAGUUUUUGCGAGAGCUUUCAACGGUGCCGGAGGUUUGAUGUAUGCUAUAGAUUGGCAAACGAUGGUGGCGCCCAAUACUGGGUUUAUGGAAUUGCGCAAAUGCGCGAAGCCUUUUUGA